Molecule: messenger RNA, 3192 nt
Organism: Betta splendens (Siamese fighting fish)
Lineage: Eukaryota; Metazoa; Chordata; Actinopteri; Anabantiformes; Osphronemidae
Product: solute carrier family 35 member E2A-like
Exons: 8
Coding region: 491-1657 (388 amino acids)
Cellular component (GO): Golgi apparatus
Molecular function (GO): antiporter activity
Source: RefSeq, a predicted model, not a curated record
ACGACCAAGAAGAAGAUGAAACUGUUGUGGUUUAGCUUGGCGUUGCUUUGCGCUCGGUGUUAGCGGCCACGUCUCAGCCGCAGGUGCACACACGCGCUUCGCCCAGGAGACGUUCAUGUUUGCGUGGACUGGGUGUUGACUCGGCAAACACUCCCUCAUGCUGUAGACCAUGGCAGACUGCGCCGCUGCUUGUUUAGCUCAUUCGAAGCCCGUGUUGCCGCCAACAAAUAGCGGCUAGUUGAACAUUGAACUUCCUGCUGCCGUCGCGGGUUUUGCGCUUGAGCUCCAAGUGAAGCGGCCACAAUCAAACGCAGGAACAGCAGUACUUUAACAUUUUAAGCAUUCCCAUCAAUCACUACAAGGAGAAGACUCUGGCUAAAUACUGGACCAAUAAGAAGAUGGACUAACCAGGCAAACUCUUGUCAACUCCUCCAUCCUCCUCCUAUCACCCACCUGUGCGGCCCCUGGAGGCCCCCGGGCAGCAGCCGCGAUGCCAGGUGGCAGGCAGACCCCCAAGCACACCCUGUGGUGCCUUCUGUCACCGUUCAGCAACCGGCAAGAGCGCGUGGUGCUGGCCCGCAGUGAGAGCCUACCGGGGGAGCAGGUGCUCAAGAUCACAGUAACGGAAACCACAGUGAUCGAGGCGGAAUCUGGGGUGUGGAAUGUGAGAUCCCUGACCUACCUAGGCCUCUGGUUCUUCUUCAGCUUCUGCACCCUCUUCCUCAACAAGUACAUUCUGACGCUGCUGGAGGGGGAGCCCAGCAUGCUGGGUGCUGUUCAGAUGUUGUCUACCACAGUCAUUGGCUGUCUAAAAAUGUUUAUCCCUUGUUGCCUUUACCAGCACAAAUCCAGAACCGAGUACCCUCCAAACUUUGUAAUGAUCAUGUUGUUUGUUGGACUCAUGAGGUUCACCACCGUGGUCCUGGGCUUGGUGAGCCUGAAGAAUGUGGCUGUGUCAUUUGCAGAGACGGUGAAGAGUUCGGCGCCCAUUUUUACUGUGAUCAUGUCUAGACUGAUACUCGGGGAGUACACAGGGGUGUGGGUGAACCUGUCCCUGUUCCCAGUCAUGGCGGGCCUGGCCCUUUGCACAGUCACAGAGAUCAGUUUCAACACGCUCGGCUUCUCCGCUGCUCUCUCCACCAACAUUAUGGACUGUUUGCAGAAUGUUUUCUCCAAGAAACUGCUCAGUGGAGACACUUACAAGUUCAGCCCUCCAGAGCUGCAGUUCUACACGAGUGCAGCAGCAGUUAUCAUGCUUGUGCCUGCCUGGGUCUUCCUCUUGGACAUUCCAGUAAUUGGGAAAAGUGGCCGUAGCUUCAUUUUCAGCCAAGACAUUAUCCUGUUGCUGCUUUUUGAUGGGGCCCUGUUCCACCUGCAGAGUGUCACUGCCUAUGCUCUCAUGGGGCGGAUUUCCCCUGUUACCUUCAGUGUUGCCAGUACUGUGAAGCACGCCCUGUCGGUGUGGCUGAGUGUCAUCGUGUUCAGUAACCAGAUCACCGUUCUCAGUGCCACCGGCACCGUCCUCGUGUUCAUCGGCGUGUUCCUCUACAACAAAGCCAGGCAGAUACAGAGGAAGACCUUACAGGCCAUGGCCGCGGAGCAGAACCACAAGGCGCUACGACACGGCCUGGACUUCCAAGCUUCCCAUUCUCACUGAGAACAGCACAGUUAUGACUAAGACGGAGCUGUUGGCUUACUGCACCUGUGGCUGUCCUCAUGAAGUGGCUGCUUACUUUGCUCUCUGCACUUGAAGGAGUCAUUCAUGUUUUCUGUUCAGUGCCACUGUCAGGAAGACCUUUGGUGACUGGCUUGGUGAAGGUCAGGGCUUGUUGACAGAGCCAUCAUUAAACCUGUGGAACAAUGUGUAAGUAUGUUUCUGUCCCUAACGAAACGACAUCCUGUGGUGGUCUGUGCGAGGGGAUCUCAGGCCUUCAGCUCACUGAUGUGAUACAGCGUCUGCUCCAUGUACGUUAUUGUCAAUAUGUGCAGAACGUUGUAGCUGUAAAAGUUUAAUUUGCGACGAUGGAGCCUGUUUUGCAUUAUGGGACGUAAAUUUUGUCUUAGUUGCACUUAAGUAAUGAUGUGUACUGGGCCAAAGUGGAGUUUGGAGGCUGGUCCACCCGGAGGUGGGCUGGCCAUUUAACACACUUGUAAAGAAUGUGUGGAACAUUUAAAAGGCACAUACUGCAUUCUAGGAAUGCUCAUUAUUGACCAUGAACUUGUAUCUGACCCACCUACUGUGCAUGCUGCUGGGUGGCGAACGGAUGGAUCACCAAACCUGCUUAUGACCUGAGUUCUGCUUCUCCACUGGUUCAGUUAUGUCCAACAGUCAGACAACAAACGACACUAAACUCACACCAUCACAUGGUGAACUGUAAACCUAAAACAGAACAGUUCUUGUAAAAAUAUAUCUGUUUACAAUCCAGUUCCUGGUUUACCUCAACCCACUGUCCUGUUUGUGCAAAGAGGGCUCAUUCAGCUGCUGUUGAUUUUGGUUUUGGUGAUGUAUAGAAAUUGGCUAAUUUGCAUUUGUUUGCAAAUGAAAUCUUUCCAACAGCAUAUGUGCGUGUCAGGAAGAAGAUGAACCGGAUGAACAAAUUCCAACUUUCAAUUCCUGCCUUUAUUUCCUCCUAUGCUCAUAUUUGUGUCUGGCAUUUGCACUUUUUUUUUUUUUGAAACAGAACAAAGUGCUCUGUGUGUCCGUUAAGUCAAAAAUGUGUUGGCCACUGUUGGUCUCACACCUGUGUCCUUUUUUUCCCAGCUUUUCUUUUGUGCCUCAACAAGUACCUUUAUUUUUUUGUUGUGUCUUACACACACACUCAGGCAACUUGUUUGAAUGGAACCAAAAGUGUUAUCAGACUUGAACAUAUAGUUUAUGUUGUGUGUUAUUUUGCAUUACCAUUUGAAAAUGUCUUUCUUUGUCAAGUGCUUUUAAAAACAAAAGUGGGCUCUGCUAUUUCUUUAAACACUAGUCUCUCUCAUUAAAUCUUAAGUGCUGCUUCUUGGGGAAACUGUCUUUGUGUGUAUUUGUAUCAUCAAAGGUUCACAAAUAGAAUGAGACUGAAAAGAGCAUGUAGUGUAUGGGCCUGUUCAUAUGUGAGAUGUGGUGGUCAUAAUUGAUGUAACUCCUUAGUGAGGAUCUAAUUGUGUUAUUGGAUGCUGUUAAUAAAAAAAAGAUGUUUUCUUCACCAA